CGAUCUCAUCAAAGUCGAGGUAGCUGUCGCCAAUCGCGUGUUGUCCCCACGAUAUAUUAAGCGUCUGUAAAGAGGGACACGUACGCAGGAGAUCGCAGAUUCUCUGGGCGUCUGCGAGCGACGAUCUGAGGUAAACAUGUGCCAGAGAACUCACUCGACGAGAACGCUGCUGUUCAGAGGUCUGGUCAUCUUUCGCCUGGGUAUUGUUGAGGGUGACGCCGUGGCCGUAGAAUCUUCAAAAGGGGCAGAAAAAAUAAAUUCUGGAAUUUCUCCAAGGACACCUGAUGUCGGACCCGAGUCUUGUUGGUAUCGUGGUGCCAGACUGGUCCCCUGGGAUCCCGUGUGCGGGUCUUUCGCGUCCUCGACGGCUCCCACCGCCCCGAUGUCAGCUGCUCGUCGAAUCAUGGCAGGGAUGAAUUUGUCGUUGGCCGUGAUCAAGCAGUUGAACACCUUCAAGUUUGGCAUGAGACCGGCGCAAUGGGUAUGCCACAUUUCCGACCCGCCUUGUCGCCGCGAAGAAUGAGAUGGGCAUCUGACCUCCGCUUCGAAGCCUUCGAGGCUC
This is a messenger RNA of Colletotrichum phormii, 562 nucleotides long. RefSeq lists its product as uncharacterized. The coding region runs from base 137 to 523 and encodes 128 amino acids. The record is from RefSeq and is a predicted model, not a curated record. NCBI's taxonomy places the organism in Eukaryota, Fungi, Ascomycota, Sordariomycetes, Glomerellales, Glomerellaceae. The transcript is spliced from 2 exons.